Molecule: messenger RNA, 2352 nt
Organism: Epithele typhae
Lineage: Eukaryota; Fungi; Basidiomycota; Agaricomycetes; Polyporales; Epitheliaceae
Exons: 4
Coding region: 1-2352 (783 amino acids)
Molecular function (GO): protein binding
Source: RefSeq, a predicted model, not a curated record
AUGGCCUCAGAGCGUCUUCCCAUAGAAGUCGCCGAGCAGGUGAUCGACACACUCGGCGCCGAAACCGACCUCGCCACGAUCAGAGGCCGCUCUGCCCUCACCACGCUCACCUCCUGCGCCCUAGUCCACACGAAAUGGCUCCCUAGAAGUCGCAUCCACAUAUGGAGAAUGGUCAAGGUUUCCGACUUGAAGGAACUUCACUCGAUUUGUGAAACACUUCAACGCUUGCCGGAGUUGUGUCUGUGGGUUCGCACCGUUAGGCUCCGACUGUCGAAGGAGAAGUCGGCCCCCUGGGUUGCACCUGUCGUUCUCCUCCCAUAUCUCGCACAUAUCAACACAUGGGAAAUUGAAUCCUGCAGAAGUGCAUUUCCACCGUCUCUUUUGGCUUGUUUCCGGCAGUACACCGCAGUCAAGACCUUGGUCGUCGUCGACUCUGAGUUUCCCACACCACUCCAUGCGUACCGACUAGCCCAUGCGUUCCCCGCCCUCCAGUCCCUUGAACUGUUCCGGGUCUACUGUAAAGCUCCCUCCCCCGACCAAGCACUCAUCUCAAUAAGAACGCGCGGGAGGCUGUCACAUCUUAAGCUUGAUGGCGGUUACCAGCCCGGGUUCCGCCCCAUAAAUUGGUCAACGUUGACACACCUUGAGCUCAGCCUGAAAUGGCUCAUUGUAGAAGGCUUAACACUUGAAGACUGCACCAGUCUUGAACGUCUCUCUGUGGAAGUCGCCGAGAGCGACGAAUCAGAAGUCUUCUCCAAACCCGCAUGGCUCCAGAGAAUGAACACGCUAAUGGACCCUGGUCUCCCGGAAUCGCUACAGGCUCUGGAGAUCACUCUAGACGCAUCUAUGGCCCAUAUCAUUGGUUCGGAGGGCAGCAGUGAUCAAUUAACGGCCCUCCACGACUUCACACAGCUUGUGAAAGACCAUCGCUUCCUUGGAACGAAAGGAGUCAAAAUUAUAGUCAGAGAUUCGAUGCGGAAUUUCGUCAACCUAUGGAGGUACGCAAUCGUUCAACCUUCGCUAAAUCCCAGUAAAUUCACAGAAGGGUGCUUUCCCGAAUUGUUUGGGCAUUCCACAAAGGUGGAGCAUCUGACUAUCUCUCGGGACGGGAGGUGGGCAGCCAGCAUGGGAGCCCCAAAGAAGGAACGGCAGUCAAUCAAUAUCUGGGACAUUCGUGCCGGUGGGCAACUCACUUUACAGCAUUUGUUUUGCACACUGCCACAAGGGGGCCUCGAUACGCGGCUAGACUUCUCUCCGUCAAACACUCGCCUCUUCGCUCGUUUCUGCAAUCUAAUCGCCACCUUCUAUCUCCCUCCCAUUGACAAGAAGGGAGACAGUGGCUCUGACAGCGAGCGGCCCCAGCAAACGGGAAUCAUCGAGCCAUUCGAGGGCGAAGCCAUUAUCGCCUCAGGCUGGUCCCCGGAUAGCUCCCGAAUCAUCGCCCUGAUGUCCUCAAUGACCCUUCACGUUUGGGAUGCGGAGGGCUCGACUCGUCUAGGCCUGGUUGUCCUUCCUCCAGCACUAUACUCGAUAUACCAAUUCGUCCACAUGUCAAUAAUCUCCGAUUAUGCUCUGAUCCACUUGUGGCACCAAGUCCUCGUCAUCGAUCUGGUUUCAGGGAAGAUGAAUAUCCUGGACAACCUCUUGAACCCUGACGAUGCCAAAGAAUCUUUGUUACAAGUCGUGCUGCGAUGCGGAUCCGAGCGCGGCGAAUUCACUGUGAUCGCAAUGACCAAUCGCGAUACCCUGGUGGCAUACUCCGUCGAAGAAGACGCACGUAGCUCUGCUACUGCACCUCCGGCGUUGUUACCACUCCAGCGUGGGCUCACUCCCAAAAUUUUAUCCGCGGACGGGACUCGCGCGUUAUGUUUCGUCGACACACCCGGGCCUUCCGAUACUCCAACCGCAGCCCCGUGGUUGUGCGUCGUGGACUCCGCAACCGGAGAGAUACUUUCUGGACCAUUCGGAGGCGAGCGGCCUUCGGAGAUCUUCUGUGAACUCCCCGGCGCGGCUAUUGAGCGGCCUGAUUAUCCACCGUACCGCGGAGGGUGGUUUUGGAGCACGCGGCAUGGCAAGCUCUACCGAACUCCUGCCCUCGACAACGAAGAAGACGUUCGUCAAGUCGCAGUCACGUACGACGGGUCGAUGGUCGUAUGGUCGGAUUCGCGCGGGGUCGUGCGCUUUUGUCGGAACGAUGCGACGCUCAUUCCGGGAAGAUUCAGGAAGAGUGAAGGUGCAAGCGUGAAGCUCGGGAAUUCGGACGAAGGAACGAGCACCAGGGGGAAAGACGUCCGAAGGCGCCGCGGAGGAGGGAGGGGAAGGGAUGCGCGAACACGGAAGAGAGGGAAAUAG